GUAAUGACAGUUUGUGCUGCGAAUUCAACUCGAGCAGAUCUCUCCUUUCUGGAUUAUAUACCGACCGCGAGUCUCCACCAACAAAUUAAUCAACUGCAGGAUGAGUAGAUUUAUCAUCACUCUUUUGGCUAUCAUCGCCACAACAUCUGCGAAACCUUAUGUUGUUAGCUAUGCUCCUGGAUAUUAUGGUGGAUUCAUAGCUCCUUCGUAUAGUUACAACUAUCCAUAUUACAAUUAUCCAUACACUCCAGUCACUUAUGUUGAGACACUUCCAAUAGUUAGCGGUCCACCACCAGUAGCUGCAAUUCCAAUUGUUCCAGCGAAAUUAACUGCCAAAAAUUCAGGUGCUCCACCUCCGCCAGCACAGGCAAAAAAAACACCUCAAUCACUACCAGCAAAAGCACCAGCUCCUGGUGCUCCAGCAAAAUUAAUACAAAUUACAAAGACUGAACCAGCACUGCCGGAUUUGCAAGGACUCUUGUCAUCAUUGCCAAUACAACAAAUUUUGGAAUUACCACCAGUUAAGCAAUUAGCUGAGCUGAAAACUAACAAAAUCCAAACUUUAACUGGAUUACAUAGUGCUUUGCAAAAUGCUUUGCAAGAAAAACUUGCACCAAUUGCUGCUUUGUUACCAUAAGUGUUUUUGGAAGGAAUACCUUAUAACCAACUAAGAAGUAAAGUGAAGUUUAGUUUAAGAAUUUUUUUAGUAACAAUAACGAAUAAAAUGUAACGAAAUAAUUGAUUUACAGUUGAACGAAAAUAUUAAGGCUUUGCGUUUCAAAAUGAAAAAAGGAAAAAAAGGAUAUGUCCACAAAAAUAGGCUUUGGUAAAUUUGACUUUCUUAAAUGCUCCGUCUUGGUUGAUAAAAACUUUGUCUUAUCUGUAUUGCCAACUAAAUGGUAUCAAACAAGGCACACAUUUUCACAUCAGUGUCACUGUUGAUAAGUGCAAAUAGUGUUUACGCAGAUUUCUUGCGACAUUUUAGAAAUAUCAAAAAAAUAUGUUUUUGAAAAUAUUAUGAACUUUAUUAAGCGUUAAAGUCGGUGACGGCAGCUGGACAGUCCCUUUAACAUCAAAAAUCGCUUCUGAUGGUGCCAUCAGUCAGUGACUUUUAAAAGUGGCAUUGCCGAACUUUUUUACCACCAAGUUACUGCUCAAAAAGACCAAAAACACUAGAUUUUGAAAGUCCACAUGUUAUCUAACUUUAGCCGAAUUCAAUUUUUGUGACCAUUAUGU
Episyrphus balteatus (marmalade hoverfly) is the source of this 1236-nucleotide messenger RNA. RefSeq lists its product as uncharacterized. The record is from RefSeq and is a predicted model, not a curated record. The transcript is spliced from 2 exons. NCBI's taxonomy places the organism in Eukaryota, Metazoa, Arthropoda, Insecta, Diptera, Syrphidae. Bases 101 to 637 code for a protein of 178 amino acids.